AUGGCCUCUCCGGAGAAGAUGCUCCCUGGGCCGGCCGCCUUGCUCUGCUGCCUCUGCUCGCUGCUGCUCCCCGCUCAGGCCAAGGCAGCAGCCCCCAGCCCCGAGCCCGCCGAGCUGCCCGCUGCCAUCACGCUGCCCGUCAGCUACCGCCUGUCCAACGCCCGCCUGGCCUUUUUCCUCAAGGAGCUGGGGGGCGGCCGAGGCGCCAACGGCAGCGCCCCGCUGCAACGCGCCGAGCCCUUCGUCGUCUUCCAGACCAAGGAGCUGCCCGUCCUCAACGUCACCCUGGGCCCCUUCAGCACGGGCUUGGUGCUUCCCAAGGAGCAGCUCCAACCUUCCAGCACCCUGCAAGUCCCCGACCGCCUGACGGUGAACUGGAAGGUCCGAGCUUUCAUCGUGCAGGCGCGGCUGCCGGCCGAGCAGCCCGUGGUGCAGGUGCUGUUCUACGUGGCGGGGAGGGACUGGGACGACUUCGAGGUGGGCGAGCGGCUGCCGUGCGUGCGGCUCCACGCCUUCCGCGACGCCCGCGAGCUCAAGAGCUCGUGCCGCCUGCGGGGCGGCUUGGCCAUGUGCUUGGUGCAGGCCGAGCUGCCCCGCGCCUGGUUUGGUCCCCCGACCCUACCUUUGGGUAGGAGGAAGAGCUCGGAGAGUUUGGAGUUGGCGGGGGAGAGCCAGCAAGCCGAGCUGUACUACACCCUGCACGCUCCGGACGCGGGCGGCCGCUGCCUGGGCGACGCGGGCACCGGGCGCGGGGCAGCCAGGAGCGAGGGACCCACCCAGCACCCGCUGCUGCGCAUCGGCAGCGUCAGCCUGCUGCGGCCCAAGCCCGGGCAGCCCCUGCAGGAGCACAGGCUGGAUGCCAACGUCUUCAUCCGCCUGCCAGACAAGCCCCUGAAGCCGGGUGAGGUGCUGAGCGUCCUGCUCUACCUGGUGUCCAACUCCACGGUGGAGCAUUUCACGCUCAGGGUGAAGGCCAAGAAAGGUGUCAACCUGCUGAGCACCAGGUCGAGGAGUGGGCAGUGGCUGGUGAGCUCGGAGCUGCUGACGGGUGGCAAACACUCCACUGCCACUGUCGAUGUGGCCAGGGUGGAGGGGGCUGGGCCCAGGGAUGGAGAUUCCUCCUCUGAGAUCAUGCAGCUGGAUUUCGAGAUGGAGAACUUCACCAGCCAGUCCGUGACGCGCCGCAUCAUGUGGCACAUCGACUACCGCGGCCGCAACCCCCCGCCUGACCUGGACAAGGUGGUGACAGAGCUGACGGUCAUCCAGAGGGACAUCAGGGCCAUUGUGCCCCUGGCCAUGGACACAGAGAUCAUCAACACAGCCAUCCUGACGGGGAGGACCGUGGCCAUUCCCGUGAAGGUCAUCGCCAUCGAGCUGAGCGGCGGCGUCGUGGACGUCUCGGCUAUGGUCGAGUGCAAGUCCAACAACGAAGACAUCAUCAAGGUCUCCAGCAGCUGUGAUUACGUGUUUGUCAGUGGGAAGGAGUCCCAGGGCUCCAUGAGUGCCAGGGUCACCUUCAGCUACGAGCACCUCUCUGCCCCUCUGGAGAUGACAGUGUGGGUGCCCAAACUGCCGCUGCACAUCGAGCUCUCAGACGCCAGGCUGAGCCAAGUGAAGGGCUGGAGGGUGCCCAUCCUGCCAGACAGGAGGUCGGUGCGGGACAGCGAGCACGAGGAGGACGAAGAGGAGAAGAAGCAGAGCCGUGGCUGUGCCCUGCAGUACCAACACACCACCCUGCAGGUCUUCACCCAGUUCCACACCACGGCAGCAGAGGGCACGGGGCAAGUGGUCACCAUGCUGGGGCCAGACUGGCUGGUGGAGGUCACCGACCUGGUCAGCGACUUCAUGCGCGUGGACGACCCGCGCGUGGCUCACAUGGUGGACAGCUCCACGCUGGCCGGGCGGGAGCCGGGCACCACGCUCUUCAAGGUGGUGUCCCCGCUGGUGGAGGCGGUGCUGGGCGAGACGCUGGUGACGGUGGCGGAGGAGAAGGUCAGCAUCACGGACCUGAAGGCUCAGGUGGUCUCCAGCCUCUCGCUGUCGCUCCAUGCCAGCCCUGGCAAUAGCCACACCAUCAUUGCCCGGACCUCUGUGCAGCAAACACUCAGCUUCCUCAAGCAGGAAGCGCUCCUGAGCCUGUGGAUUUCCUACAGCGACGGCACCACGGCCCCUCUGUCCCUCUACGACCCCAAGGACUACAACCUGGUGGUGAGCAGCCUGGAUGAGAGGGUGGUCUCGGUGAGCCAGGACCGGGCGUUCCCCUUGGUGGUGGCGGAGAGCGAGGGCUCGGGGGAGCUGCUGCGGGCUGAGCUCAUCAUCUGCGAGAGCUGCCAGAAGACCAAGCGCAAGAGCGUGCUCUUCACGGCCCUGGCCAGCGUCAGGGUCCACUUUGGGUCUGAAGAGGACCCAACCUAUGACUAUGACCACGUGCCCAGCAAGCCAGGGCUGGCAGAGGCAGGGGCAAGCACCACUCUGCGGGCAGAGGUGGAGAGGAAAGCAGGAGCCAGCGAGGACGGCGGCACGGCCGGCGCGUCUCACCCCACGCAGGACUUCCCCACCAUCCCCACCGGCUUUGUGCAGGUGACCAGGGGGCUGACAGACCUGGAGAUCGGCAUGUACGCCCUGCUGGGUGUCUUCUGCUUGGCCAUCUUGGUCUUCCUCAUCAACUGCAUCGUCUUUGUGCUGAAGUACCGGCACAAGCGCAUCCCUCCCGAGGGUCAGACCAACACGGACCAUUCGCACCACUGGGUGUUCCUGGGCAACGGGCAGCCUCUGCGCGCCCACGGCGACCUGUCCCCCCAGCCCCAGAGCCCUGGCAACCCUUUGGAGAACGUGCAGAGCUGUUGCCACGGGGAUCACCACAGCAGUGGCAGCUCCCAGACCAGCGUGCAGAGCCAGGUCCACGGCCGUGGGGACGGUUCCUCGGGGGGAUCCACACGGGACCAGGGCGAGGAGCCUCUCAAUUCCCCCACCUCCAAACGCAAGCGGGUGAAGUUCACCACCUUCGCCACGCUGCCCUCCGACGAGCUGGCCUACAACUCCAUCCCCAUCGCUGAUGAGGAGGACUUGGAGUGGGUCUGUCAGGACAUGGGGCUGCAAGACCCCCAAGAGCUUCACGACUACAUCUGCAGAAUCAAAGAGAUGGCUUAG
Colius striatus (speckled mousebird) is the source of this 3150-nucleotide messenger RNA. RefSeq names its product transmembrane protein 132E (gene TMEM132E). Bases 1 to 3150 code for a protein of 1049 amino acids. The transcript is spliced from 9 exons. NCBI's taxonomy places the organism in Eukaryota, Metazoa, Chordata, Aves, Coliiformes, Coliidae. The record is from RefSeq and is a predicted model, not a curated record.